UUCGCAGCCCUUGAUACGCUUAAUGACUCAGGAUCAUGACAUCUGUCCUCUCUCUAGGGUUUUCCGAGUCACCCAUUCUCUUGUGUAUAUAUAUACUAACUAAAUGUUCUGAAUCCUCUGGCUGGCUGCCUUUGGCUUAUUACUCUGAUUCUGCUUGCUUUGUGAGUUCUCCUUUGUGGUUAAGUAAUUGAAGAUGGCACUCCCUCCCUAUGAUCCCAAAUUUACAAUGGCAGUUUCAUUUGGCCGAAAGAAAGAUUUUAAGUUUGACAAAAAGCAUGAUGUAUCUGCUUCUGCUGCUAUUGUAGCGGCUGAAUUGAUCAGCUCUGCUCGGCUUGCACAUAAUCUGGAUAGCGUCCGUACUGAGUACUCAGCUCAGUAUUUGGUGGACAAUGCUGGUUCACGCAGGAGCAAGCUCACUGUCAAAGACUGCCUUGAAUUUGCCUUAAAAAAGGGCAUACCGAAAGCAGAAGAUUGGCCACAGUUGGGAUCUAAGUCAAAGCCCCCAUCAUCUCACAAACCUGCUCUCGUUUCCUUGGAAGGACAAGUGACUGAGCCUAAGGAUUUUGAGGAAGCACGUGAAAUUUUGGUGAAUCAACCCGUGGGAGCAAAACUGCAUGUGUUCAGUCCACACAUUGAACUUCAACAAGACGCAAUUUACUGUGCCUCCUCAGGUGAGCCAACCCGCUAUGUUGGACUUAGAGAUGGGAUUAUUCUUGGAGUCGAGAAGAUUGAAGGGAAGUCUAUCGCAAUAGUGAAGGUGUGGUACAAGAAGAAGUUCAUAGUUCUCAAGGUAGCUUUGAGCAGGAUGUUUUAUUGGCCGCCGGACAUAGGGCCAACAGGUCUGCUUGUUGACUUUUGUGUCCCACGCCUUUCCGUCACUUAAGCAAGGUAUCUUAAUACAUCUUAACAAGUAUCUAGAGAUACAAAAUGCUACUAGUGGAAGGUUUUGUUUAAGAAUAAUGUUUCAUGAGACUUUUCUAUGUAAGACCCUUAAGAUGUUGAUCUCUACUUUUUUAAAGACAUAUUUUCGGAUGUUUGAUUGGUUGUUUGAGUUAUCAGCCGGCAUCAUAGAUGAUCAUUUUAGCUCCUUAUCUUAUACACCUUGAAUUGUGUGUUUUAGUUUUGUUAAAGUCCAGUCCUCGUAUGCAGGGAGAGAAA
Messenger RNA from Capsella rubella, 1158 nucleotides. Its product is annotated as protein HEAT-INDUCED TAS1 TARGET 5. Bases 194 to 883 code for a protein of 229 amino acids. The record is from RefSeq and is a predicted model, not a curated record. Lineage: Eukaryota; Viridiplantae; Streptophyta; Magnoliopsida; Brassicales; Brassicaceae. The transcript has 4 exons.